AUGGCAGAUCACGAUACUAGACUUCUUUACACAGCUACCGAGCAUCUGAACGAUGUGCUGGUAUCAUCUUUUCUCUUCAAGAGAUCAUAUGGGACGUCUGGUAAAAUCGCAGUUCAAGAACCGGUCAAUCUUGGCUCUGAAUCCACGAACGGCCACCAUGGGAAAGCUGUGGUCACCACUCAACAUAAGUUCAACAAAAGCAAGUACCAUGAAUACUGGUGUGUGCUGAGACGAGGCCAAUUCAGCUACUAUAAAGACAAAAGUGAACGAAAAGCUAUCGACGUUAUCCCUGCAGAAGAGAUACUGGGGUUUCGUCCCAACGAAAAAGAGCUGCUUUUUGAUUUCUACACGAUCCGCAAGACCUACUAUCUCAGAGCGGACUCGCCAAAAGUGUUCAAGGAUUGGGAUUAUGCCCUGAAGGAGUUUUUCGCCGACAGAAGACUACAUGCAACGUCGAAGAUGGAACUGCUUUUAGAACACACAACCAAGGGGGAAAGUAAACCAAGGGUGCUGGAAGCUGGUGAUCACGAUGAGGAAGAUGAAAAUGACGAUGAACAUGACGAAAAUGACGAGAAUGACGAAAAUGACGACGAAAAUGAUGAAAAUGACGAGAAUGACGACGAUUUCCAAAUAUUGUCGGAAGCUCGUCAACCUAGUCCUACUACCUAUAUUCGAAGGUCACCGUCGCGAUCUGUACCGGUUCCAGAUGAAGAUCGUGAGUUCUAUGCCAUUUUCAGUCCUACGCAAGUUCCUCCACGCUCCAUUCAGAAGGGAGUUCUCUACUGUAGAAUUAAAAAGCGGCUAGGACGCAGAGCGUGGAAAAAAGUUUCCGCUACUCUUGAUAGCUCGUCGCUGUACAUCAGUUCCAUAUCUUCUGGGAAACUAUACUGGCGCAUCCAUCUCGACAAGGUUGUCGAUGCGAUCGAAGAUGAAAAGAAUCGCCGCUGUUUCACGGGUUUCGCCAUUAUAACUUUUGAUGAGCGGCUCAAGUUUCGUGCUAUGAGCGAACAAGAAUCCAUUGAUUGGAUCAUGAAUUUGAAAAGUUGUGUUGUUGCCAGAAGGAAGCUGGAACAGCUGGACCCUCUCGCUACUUCCUGA
Messenger RNA from Lachancea lanzarotensis, 1098 nucleotides. It is a transcript of the gene OPY1, whose product is annotated as LALA0S03e05622g1_1. Lineage: Eukaryota; Fungi; Ascomycota; Saccharomycetes; Saccharomycetales; Saccharomycetaceae. The record is from RefSeq and is a predicted model, not a curated record. The coding region runs from base 1 to 1098 and encodes 365 amino acids. The transcript has a single exon.